Molecule: messenger RNA, 339 nt
Organism: Didymodactylos carnosus
Lineage: Eukaryota; Metazoa; Rotifera; Eurotatoria; Philodinida; Philodinidae
Source: the annotation of a GenBank genome assembly
AUGUCUCGACAUUGCGUCACUGUAAAAUUUCACGAAAGACCUGUUCGUGAUAGUGUCUGGCAUUCUCCUGUUAUGGUUAUUCGUGAACUACGACGCCGAGGAACGACAAAUAUUCCAGAAAGGCAUACAGUAACAUCAAUAUACCAGAAAUUUCUCGAAACUGGCUCGGUUGGAGACCGUGCUCAUACAGGAAGACCCUCAACAAUCACAGAAGAUAAAGUUCAAGAGAUUCAACAAAUUUUGGAUGAUGAAUAUGAACAGUGUUCGAACUGUGGCACGAGAAGCAAACAUUUCCAAAUAUCAAACACACCAGAUAAUGCGAGAUAUUAUCGGAUAUAA